CAUUUUGCCCGGAAAAUAAUACGUCUGCAAGAGUUGUAGUAUAUGCAAAUGAGAUGACGUCAAAAUUUCGCACCUGCCGUGACAUCUCGCGAUAUCAAGAAAAAACAAAGAUGGCCGCGACCUUACGUACUAGCGAUUUUAGGACAGUCGAGGUGUCUGGUAUCCAGAGUGCCUGCAUUAGUCAGGACCUUGAGAAUCUACCAGAUGCCCUCAAGGAACUGGUAACCAAUGACAACGACCAGUUUUUAGAUGAGAUUGAGAGAUGGGACCCUGAGGCAGCACGUAAAGCAGCAGGGGGCAGGGAUACAGAUGUAGCUGAGCAAAAACCAGCCCUUCCAGGUCCCGCACUAACCUCCACUAGUAAUUCAUCCAUUCAGACUAUGCAAGCCCGACCCCCUGCCAAUUAUGGUGAGAUUACCCAAGAGAUGGUGCAGAACCUGUACAGUGAUGACCUUGAGAAACAGAAGCAGGCCACUCAUAUGUUAAAGAAACUUCUCUCCAAAGGACCCAACCCACCCAUUGAUGAGGUGACAAGCACUGGCCUCAUUCCUAGAUUUGUGGCGUUCUUGGAAACAGAAACACUUCAGUUUGAUGCUGCAUGUGUCCUCACAACCAUUUGCUCAGGGUCCAGCCAACAUAUCGGGAUGGUCAAAAACGCCAAUGCAGUGCCUGUAUUUGUGAGGCUUCUCAGCUCCGAGAGAGAGGAUCUGCAGGAACAGGCUGUAUUGGCGCUGGGCAAAAUUGCUAGGGUCAGUCCCGAAUGCAGAAAUAUUGUUCUCAGUGAGAAAAUUCUGGUACCUCUGCUACAAUUGCUUCGCAAGGGAAAAAGCAGCCUCUCCAUGACCAAGAACGCUGUCUGGUGUCUCUCAAAAUUGUGUAGCGGCAAAAUCUUGUUGCCUGACUUUGAGAAGGUGUCCCCCUCACUGCCUAUCCUGGCCCAGCUCCUGCAACACACAGACAAGGAUGUGCUGUUACACUCCUGCAAGGCCCUCCGCUACCUCUCUCAUGAGCAGAUCCAGGCAGUCAUUGAAUCCGGUGUCUUUUCCAGGCUUGUGGAACUACUGCACAAAGCCAGAUGUCAGAGCGUGGCUUCUGCAGCAUUGCGUGUAUUUGGCAACAUUGUUACUGAUGAUGACUAUCAGACACAGAAAGAUGCAGUGGAAACCAAGAGUACGGAAUAUGAGAAAAUUGAAAAAAGCGUUGAUGAUCCAUAUUGUAAGAGGAUGGGAGCAAACAGUGGCCAAAUAUCUGUUCCACCUAGACACGUACCUGUAAACCUGCAUGGCCUUAAAGGGAAAAUUCUUCACCUCAAAGAUAACAUUAAAAAACAACAACGGGAACUCUUUGACACUGAUGUUCUCAAGUGCAUCUGUGCACUCUUAAACUCAGGUGGAGGAAUAUUGCAUAUCAGGAAAUUUGAUGAACAGAAUCACCCAGUGGAGUUCAAGAACCUUGACACAUGGUGGCAGGGCAUGGAGUCUAAGAUAGAUAAGAUGCUGUUCUGCGACGACAUCUGCAAUUACUAUAAACUUGUGGGAAACCAGGCUGACUGUGAUCUCUGCCUGAUUGUGGAGCCUGCUGAACAUCUCUGCAUCCAGAAAUACAAUUGUUUUCUGCCCAGAGAGACAGGGGUCCAAAAUGUGAAACAAUAUUCCUUGAGGCAACUCCUGGCUGAGCGUGGAGACCCGGGUGUGCUCAAGGACUUACCUCUCAUACCAAAGAAGUAUGUGUUUGAGAAAUCGGACAAGGACCUGAUGAAGGAGACAACACAGAUCCAGUUCAAACUGCUCAAUGAUAAUGACCAGGGCAAGAGAAAGAAAGAAAUUGGAAAGUACGUGUCAGCCUCUGCCAGGCUAAAGGAGAGAAUCAAAGACUACAUAGGAAAGUACAUGUCCGCCUUCGCCAAUCACGAGGGAGGACAUAUCAUUUUUGGUAUUGAGGACAAAACAGGAUCGGUCUUUGGAGUGGAAAUGUUGCUAGAAGACGAGAAACAUAUGGAAGAACUUAUUGCUGGAAAGAUGAAAGACAUGAUUUGGCCGCACCCAGAUCCAGAUUUUGUGCCAGAGAAAGGACUUCACUGGGACAUAGGGUUUUACCCAGUUGAGAAUGUGCCAAGAGAGUUUCAGGGCGUGAGAGUGGUGGUGGUGGUGGUGUCAGUCGUGAAGUUCCCAGGUGGAGUAUUCACCGGCUUUCCUGUCAGCACAUUUGUGAAUGAGGAAGGUCUUGUGAAGGCUCACUCAUUCCCCAAGUGGAAAGAGGAAAUACAGACACUUCCUAGAGUGAAACCAGUUGGAGCAGAUAAAGGUCCGACAAUGGAUUCUCAGCAAACCUAUGGCAGGAAGACUGUACACCCCAUGUCCUUCUCGCACACCCCACCUGAAAGCAACACAAGCCUUGAUCAGAAUGUAAACAAUCGCCACUCUGAAGUGACUAAACAGACUAAAGAAUUCUCAAUGCUUCAAGAAUCACCUGUGGCUCUUAGCUACUCAGUGGAACAACUUGCAGCAGAUGAAGGACACAUGACAGAGAUGGAGAACAUGCAGCCACUUGACACGGACCUUCAGGAAAAGAUUGACAAUACCAGCUCCUUGCUGCAACAGAAGGACUCACACAUUCACAAGCUCUGUGCGCAGGUUGUGUUCCUCAACUCAGAGAUUGCAGACCUAAGGAAGAAGAAUGCGGAACUCCAGACCAAACUGGAGGCCAUGGAAAAUGGGGUACAGAACGGUCAUAAGGAUUCUCAGACUCCAAGUCAUCACGGGGCUGUUCGCAUGUUCUGUGAUAUCUGUGAUGUGUUUGGUUCCCACAAUUCUGAGGACUGCCCGAAACAGAAGAUGAUGGACAGCCCGCCACCCUCCCUAUACUAUGGUGACCGCCAUCAGGCCCUACAGUGAUAUCUGUGAAGAUUCACAGAGGUCAGCAAUUCAAUUGAAGAAUGUGAUGUGAGCAGACUUUUUAAACGCCUGCAGCCUGUUGCUGUUGUUGUUCAGACUAUCCACUCCAACAUUCAGUGUUCAAGAUUCAUAGCAUGUAUCACCUGAUUGGUUUUAAUGGCUUAUGCUGCAGUUUUAAUGAAAAUUUUGCUAUAUCUAUAAUUUUAUAUUUUUGGUAUUGAGCUAGAACCAU
Messenger RNA from Dreissena polymorpha, 3126 nucleotides. RefSeq lists its product as uncharacterized. Lineage: Eukaryota; Metazoa; Mollusca; Bivalvia; Myida; Dreissenidae. Bases 54 to 2894 code for a protein of 946 amino acids. The record is from RefSeq and is a predicted model, not a curated record. Gene Ontology annotation, cellular component: nucleoplasm; nucleus. Gene Ontology annotation, biological process: NLS-bearing protein import into nucleus. The transcript is spliced from 25 exons. Gene Ontology annotation, molecular function: protein binding; nuclear import signal receptor activity.